AUGACUACGUGUAAUAGGUUCGACCAUGAAUUUGUGUUCAGACAACGGCAGACAGUUGAACGCCUUUACGAAAAGGAACUUCAAGACAUUGUCGGCCCCUUGAUUGGACACAGUUCAGACGGUGACUCGAGACGCAGGAAGCUUAAUAUGCUACAGCUUGGGACAAAGAACGUUGGAAGCAGGUAUAUAUCGUGCCGUUCCUAUGGAACUUGGUUUUGUUCUUUCCUGCAGGAAGGUUGAGACAGAGAACGGGUAUAUGAUCAGAGAUGCAUGUGAUCAGGACUAUAUACAUAAUCACAAGAAGCUUCUUAAUCCACUUGACCAUGCUUCACGUGUAUUAUAUUGAUGUUGGGCCAGGGGGAUGACUUAGUCCACAUGAAUCACUUGUAGUUGAAAUGUUCCCUAUUCCAGAUCAUGGUCUUGGACUGAACGACGUCCAGAGGAGUGACAGGCAGAACUGGCGAUCGGCUCAGAAACUUACAUUUCCACAGGUCGGGAACUGUCUGCAGAUGUUGAUGGAAGGCCUUGUCGAAGGCCACCCAAGAAACCCAUCGUUACUUGGUACUAAGAUCUACCUCCAUGUUGUAUGGUUGUAUGUGGAGAUUUUCUGCAGCAGUGUUGCCUAAUUAAGACGUCGCAUCACGUACGCUGAAAUUGUCACCCAUUUCCUGGCGAUAUGGCAGAACUGCAUUCAUCGUAGUGAAGGGCUGUCACUAAAGCAAAACUUUAUCACAAGGGAAACAUACCAGGACAUUGUGAUUUCAUGCCAGUUCGCUGUCAUUCUCAUCUGCUAUAUGAGAGACAACCUUCCCGAGCAAGAAUGUUGUCUUGAGCUAAGUGGUUCGCACGUUUUGGAGGAUUUUUGGAGCAAAAACGGGCAAUGGGUUGGAAACCACCACAACUAUUGGUUUCGUGAUCUCCAAGGAAAUGCCUCUCACAUGAUUUAA
Molecule: messenger RNA, 947 nt
Organism: Porites lobata
Lineage: Eukaryota; Metazoa; Cnidaria; Anthozoa; Scleractinia; Poritidae
Source: the annotation of a GenBank genome assembly